Molecule: messenger RNA, 1982 nt
Organism: Beta vulgaris subsp. vulgaris (sugar beet)
Lineage: Eukaryota; Viridiplantae; Streptophyta; Magnoliopsida; Caryophyllales; Amaranthaceae
Product: repetitive proline-rich cell wall protein 2
Exons: 3
Coding region: 31-1869 (612 amino acids)
Source: RefSeq, a predicted model, not a curated record
AACUCAUCUCUUCAUCUUCAUUCCAUCAAAAUGGCUCUCAAUCAUGCUGCUAUCAUGACCUUCUUUGUCAUGACUUUAGUGGCGAUUUCAUCUGCCAGUGAUUCCUAUAGCCCUGCUACCGAAUACAAGAAACCAUCUUACUCUCCCGUUUACACCCAAUCACCUGAAUACACACCAUCGCCAGUGUACAAGUCCCCAGAGUACUCACCAUCUCCAGUGUACAAGUCCCCAGAGUACUCACCAUCUCCAGUGUACAAGUCCCCUGAGUACUCCCCAGAGUACUCACCAUCUCCAGUGUACAAGUCCCCAGAGUACUCACCAUCUCCAGUAUACAAGUCCCCAGAGUACUCACCAUCCCCAGUAUACAAGUCCCCAGAAUACUCACCAUCUCCAGUAUACAAGUCUCCAGAGUACUCACCAUCCCCAGUAUACAAGUCCCCAGAGUACUCACCAUCCCCAGUAUACAAGUCCCCAGUGUACUCACCAUCUCCAGUAUACAAAUCUCCAGAAUACUCUCCAUCUCCUGAAUACAAGGCCCCAGUAUACGAGGCACCAGUUUAUAGCCCAUCCCCUGUAUACAAGUCACCAGUAUACUCUCCAUCUCCAGUAUAUGAGACACCAGUUUACAGUCCAUCCCCUGUCUAUAAGUCACCUGUAUACAGCCCAUCUCCAGUAUACAAGACACCAGUUUACAGCCCAUCCCCCGUUUAUAAAUCACCUGUAUACACCCCAUCUCCAGUAUACAAGGCACCAGUUUACAGCCCAUCCCCCGUCUACAAGUCACCUGUAUACCCCAUCCCCGUCUACAAGUCACCUGUAUACACCCCAUCUCCAGUAUACAAGACACCAGUAUACAGCCCAUCCCCCGUCUACAAGUCACCAGUUUACAGCCCAUCCCCCGUCUACAAGUCACCUGUAUACAUACCAUCUCCAGUAUACAAGGCACCAAUUUACAGCCCAUCCCCCGUCUACAAGGCACCAGUUUACAGCCCAUCUCCAGUAUACAACCCAUCACCGGUAUACAAGUCACCCGUAUACACUCCAUCUCCAGUAUACAAAUCACCAGUUUAUACCCCAUCUUCUAUAUACAAGGCACCUGUAUACAGUCCAUCACCCAUAUACAAGUCACCAGUAUACACCCCAUCUCCAGUAUACAAGGCACCCGUUUACAGCCCAUCCCCCGUGUACAAGUCACCAGUGUACACUCCAUCUCCAGUAUACAAGGCUCCCGUUUACAGUCCAUCCCCCGUGUACAAGUCACCAGUGUACACUCCAUCUCCAGUAUACAAGACUCCAGUAUACAGCCCAUCACCCAUCUACAAGUCACCUGUGUACACCCCAUCUCCAGUAUACAAGGCACCAGUUUAUAGUCCAUCCCCUAUUUACAAGUCACCAGUAUACGAGGCACCAAUUUACAGCCCAUCCCCCGUGUAUAAGUCACCUGUGUACACACCAUCUCCAGAAUACAAGGCCCCAGUAUACAGCCCAUCCCCUGUUUACAAAUCUCCAGUUUACACCCCUUCUCCAGUGUACGUGUCGCCAGUAUAUAGCCCAUCCCCUGUGUACAAGUCACCAGUAUACACUCAAUCUCCAGUAUACAGUCCUUCCCCGGUGUACAAGUCACCAGUGUACACUCCAUCUCCUGAAUACACCGCACCAGUAUACAUCCCAUCCCCUGUUUACAAGUCCCCUGUUUACACCGCAUCUCCAGUAUACACCCCAUCUUCAGACUAUAAGGCACCGUUUACAGCCCAUCUCCCGUAUACAAGUCACAAGUUUACACCCCAACUUACGAGACUCCUACAUAUUCUCCAAGCCCUUCAUAUGGCUAUUAAGAGAAUUACACUACUAAGUGACUGUUUUAUUUGACAUUAUUUUAAUGUAUCUCCCAUUGAGGGCUUAAGUUGGUUUAAUUGAGAUUCCUUUCUAUUGUAUUGCUUUAUUCAAUAUAUUAAUAAUACAUAUUCUCUGUUUGUUUUUUA